AUAAGCGAAUCUCAACUCUGUUCGCUCUUAAAAUUCUACCGACAUUCCUUCUUCGACUGAUUCAUACUUGCGCCCAUCUUCCAAACAUCGCGCCGAGCUCAGCUCCAAAAUCGCGUCCAUAGAAUCGAUCCCGUCUUCCGAGUUUUAUACACGAAAUCCUUCAUUCGAAUCUAUCACGUCUUUCUCAAUUCGUGAACUACCUACACACGCCAACUGCUAGAAAAUAAAUCAUCUAGCGGAGCUAUCCUCGAAUCUCGCUCACCGUACAUCCUGCCUGAGCUACAAUUUUUUUGACUCGAACGCCACCUUGAACCCAAGACUCGCAAGACAAAUCAUACGACACCUCGUUCGCACAAUUCAAAGCCUCAAAAGAUACCUACCAUACAGUAUAUUCAACAUUCAAGAUGGCUUCACACACUCAACAAGUUUCCCGCGCCACCACGGCAUCCGAGAUUCAUCAUGCUCUACUUCGACCUGCGGUACUCCAGAUUUUACGCGCUCAAGGCUAUUACUCAUCUACCACCGCCACCAUCGACGCCAUCACUGACCUCGCCGCCAAAUACUUCACUCUGAUUGCGCAAUCUACUGCUAAGCACGCCACUCAUAAUAACGAAACCGGCCUCCCAGGCAUCCCAGAUGUCGUCGACGUACGACUCGCCCUCGAGGAUUGUGGAGCUCUGAUGCCGGAACGCGAUUUCACAGCGCAACAAGUGAGCGGAAAAGAGGACACCCGGGGCGUCGAUGAAUUCAUUAGCUGGGCUGUUGGCAAAAAGAAUCAGAGAAUCCGCAAGGUUGCUGCGCUUGACAAGCAGAUCGCAGGCGAAGUUGAUGUAAAUGGUUUGGAGGAGCAGCGCGAGACAGACUACCUAAACGCUCUCAAGCGCAAGCAUAACAAGACAGACCAAGACUCCAAGUACGCAGGCACGAUCCUCGGCCGUGGCAUUGUCGAGAGCGACCCCGGCAACCACGGCAAUGACGAUAACAGCAUCCAGUCCUGGGCCCGCAAACUACAUGAGACAUCUCAGCGCCCGCUUGAAUCCGAAACAGCCGACAUCGAGUCCAGACCAGCCAGCUCCGGUCUAAGCUCCCUCGCCGACGAGGACGUGGCUAUGAUCGAUAUGGAGUUUUAGGAAACC
Messenger RNA from Hypoxylon fragiforme, 1136 nucleotides. RefSeq lists its product as uncharacterized. The record is from RefSeq and is a predicted model, not a curated record. The transcript has 2 exons. The coding region runs from base 405 to 1130 and encodes 241 amino acids. NCBI's taxonomy places the organism in Eukaryota, Fungi, Ascomycota, Sordariomycetes, Xylariales, Hypoxylaceae. Gene Ontology annotation, molecular function: protein heterodimerization activity.